AUGAACACCAAAAUCACUUUUCUUGGAGACAGAAAUGUUGGAAAGACUUCAAUGGCGUCACGUAUCCUUCAACUGGAUUAUCUUGUGAGUGUAUCCCUGCAUAGCUAUAUCAUAAGCUGUCUGUAUCCUGACUUUAGAAAGUCAAUUGGUUCUCACCCCUUAUAUGAGAACAUUCAAGAAAUUUCAACCAUCGAUUACCUUGAUGAACUUCUGAAGAAAAGCCCUGAUUGGGCCGAAUGCUUGGUGAUGAUUUACAACAUCGGUUCACCGAGCUCUUUCGAUCUUGGAGCAAAGCUCUUUGCGUGUGCCUUGAGAUAUCGUAGUCCCCGAGUAGCAAUAGUGGUUGCAAAUGUGGAUGAUGCAAAUGAAAGAUCUGUGAAUCGGGAGAAAAUCGAGCAAUUUAUGAAAGGAUACAAGGGCUUCGACUGGCACUUCCUCGAGACAUCAAUCAGAGACUUCCAGCAAGUCUUUCAACCUCCCAUUCAAGCUUCAUUUUUCUUUGAUCAUCACUAUCCUUUCAUGAGAGUGGUUCAAAGCGAUGGUGAAGUGCUUGAUGCUGAAGUCACAACACAACCGUCCCCGGAUUUGGAAGUUAUAAACGUCGAGACUUCCCUGUGCUGGCAAAUUCUGCCAAAGCCAGUGGAACCAUUCCAUCCGCAAUUGGUGAAUAUUUCUGCUGAAGUGCUUGCGGAAGAAGAUGCGGUGAAACCUCCUACAGAACAAUGGUGGUUAAGGGGGCUUGUAGAAACCUUUGUAAGGGAAAAUGUUGAUGCGAAUUGGCAUUAUCCAGUGGGGAGUAGUAAAGACGAAAAAAGUCCGGAGGCCCCAACGAUGAAAAAGGGAGUGGAUGAGGAUUUCGUAGGACCACUUCCUGCACCACAUGCCUUUCAAAUAAUUUCCUAUGACUAUAUCGAGCACCUAAGUGAAGCAAAGGGGCCUCGGUCGAAGAUUUCUCUCGAGAGUACGGUGGAAGUUUCAACAGAUAUGAAGGAGUUGAAAAGUUGCGUGUUGAGCAAUACCAAGUUGGACAGUGCGCAAGAGAGCUACCUGUCAGAGGAUACAGGUUUAGAGAAUACUGAUGGGCAUCCAAGAAUUAAGCUUCGGUGGUUACGCGAUCUGCUUUGUUGUUUGCAGUGA
This is a messenger RNA of Botrytis porri, 1137 nucleotides long. RefSeq lists its product as uncharacterized. Bases 1 to 1137 code for a protein of 378 amino acids. The record is from RefSeq and is a predicted model, not a curated record. The transcript has a single exon. Gene Ontology annotation, molecular function: GTP binding; GTPase activity. NCBI's taxonomy places the organism in Eukaryota, Fungi, Ascomycota, Leotiomycetes, Helotiales, Sclerotiniaceae.